CAAAUCUUUCAGUUCGUUGAGUGAUUCGGUUCUGUCAGGUUCUGCUGGUGGCUUGUCAUCGUCGCCGUUGUUGUAUCAUCUCCACAUUGGUUCUGUACGGGAGAAGGAAUAUCAGUCUAUUGGCAACAGAAAAACGUGCGGAACAGCUACCUACCCCGAUCAUCGUCUAGUGCCGUGGUGUGUAGGCGUGAAGCGAUUGGCCCCGAAAAAGCAAAAAGUUGCUGGUGACGAAUUUCCCUCUGCAUUUCCAGCACUAACCUUCAGCUCGUGGAUCGACGCCCCGUGUGCAAAUCUUGGUGCGGUCUAGCACGAAAAGUAGUUUGCUUCGAUUCGAGAGGUUUUUCUGAUACUGAUUGGCCUCGAAUAGUUUGAUAUUGAUAAAGUUUACGUCGCUAGAAGAGUCCUGUGUGAUUGCUUGCUUACGUUCGCGGUUAGAGAAGCCUUGUGUAACGUUUUGCUGUGCAAAAGUUGAAAUCACCCGAAUAUUCUGGCUCGAAAUCCAGCUCAGUCGCGAAUAAAUUGAGUGACUCAUUGCUGCCUCAAGUUCCAACUCCGGCUUAACACGUCAAUAGAGAAGCAAAGAUGCUGAUCAAAGAGUUUCGAGUGACGUUGCCAUUGACGGUUGAGGAGUAUCAAGUAGCACAGCUCUACUCAGUGGCAGAGGUGUCGAAAAAUGAAACGGGUGGCGGAGAAGGCAUAGAGGUGUUAAAAAAUGAACCAUUCACCAACUAUCCACUAUUGGGUGGCAAAUAUUCCUCAGGCCAGUAUACGUACAAAAUCUACCAUCUGGCAUCAAAGGUACCGGCAUUCAUUAGGCUACUGGCCCCCAAAGGAUCUCUAGAAGUGCACGAAGAGGCUUGGAAUGCGUAUCCCUACUGCCGGACAGUAAUAACCAAUCCCAAAUGGAUGAAGGAGAAAAUGAUGUUGAUGGUGGAGACGCUACAUGCCGAAGGAGAUGGAGAAAUGGAAAACGCUCACGAGCUGCCAGCAGAAAAGCUGAAAAUGCGUGAUGUGGUGCACAUUGACAUUGCCAACGAUCCUGUGACUGCCGCCGAUUACAAAGAAACGGAGGAUCCUACUAAAUUCAAGUCGCAGAAAACUGGUCGAGGACCGCUGGUCGGACCCGACUGGAAGAAAAAGGUCCAACCUGUGAUGACCUGCUACAAGCUCGUUACGUGUGAGUUUAAGUGGUUCGGACUGCAGUCGAGAAUAGAAAGUUUUAUCCAGAAAUCAGAGCGAAGACUGUUCACGAUUUUCCACCGACAAGUGUUUUGCUGGAUGGACAGCUGGCACGGUCUAACCAUGGAGGACAUCCGUGAGUUGGAGGACAAAACCAAAGAGGAACUGGAUAAGCAACGUCACCUCGGCGAGGUUCGCGGUAUGCGUGCCGAAACGGAUUAGGCGCACGGUUUAACGGUAUUUUGAGGUAACAGAUUACACCAUCCUGGUUUACGGAAAGUGGGAGCAGCAUACUGCACUGGAGGAGAGGUAUAGACAUUAAAUCUAUUAAAUGAAAAAUAACAGAGCAGAUUUAAAAAAUACAACAGUUAUUAAACGAAAAAGAAAAAAAAAUAACAAAAAUCUACUGCAGCAGUACACACAAUAAGACUUACACCUAAACCUACACAAAACUAGACACGCAGACACACAUGAAGCAACUGUAUUAGGAUUCUUUUAGAAAGCCACGAGCAAAUCUAAAGCAUAUGCAAAGGGUUCUGUUUAGGGCGAAACGGCCAAGCAAAAAAUAGCACGUAGCGUUUAGCGGAGAUGGAUGCAAAAUGUUAGGCGUUAAUAUUCUGAAUGGUGAAGAAGCAAAACAACAACUAGAUAAAUAGGAUACAGCAAUCAGUUUACUUCUUAUUUAUGAAGCGAAAGAGCACUACAUUUUAAGUUAGAUGAGAGUAAGCAUGGAGGUCCAUGCGGGAAAUAGUCAAAUUUGUUUUAAACAUGAUGCUAAUUUAAUUCCAUCGCACCCAUUAUCAAGUUCCGAUGAGUUUUUAUGUUGAUAUUAAGUUGACGCAUACACACACGCCUUAAUUUUUCCUACCUUGUUUUAACGGCAAUUUCAUAUUUAAAUGGAUGACCAGAGUGAGCACAUCGUGCUUAUGCGUGCGUGAGUGAAGAAAAAUCUAAAAUGGCAUACGAGUGUGAAAGCUAUUUUAGUUCAAUCGAGGAUAUUCCAUGGAUUUCGGUGCGCAUGUAGUUUCAGUUCUAGUAGGCAAAGUUAACUAAAACAAAAAUAAGCAAAUCGAUUCUUUCCAUUAACAUUAAUGUGAUUUAGUGGAGAAGUGCAGUGUUAGGCGACCGAUGGAAACUGAAAACCAAGUCAUAAUCAAUUUGUGAGUUCUGUCGUUCGCAUUUGCAGGUGCCGAUAUGUAUAAUACAUCUUUCUGGUACACUAGAACUAUAAAAAACAAACAAAAAACACUGACGACGAAACAUGCUAUUCAACAAACGAUUUGUUCCGGCGAUAAACUUGGUGAACGUUAUGAAAUUAAAAAAUGAAGUUCGAAAAAAUA
Molecule: messenger RNA, 2519 nt
Organism: Topomyia yanbarensis
Lineage: Eukaryota; Metazoa; Arthropoda; Insecta; Diptera; Culicidae
Gene: vib
Product: phosphatidylinositol transfer protein alpha isoform
Exons: 8
Coding region: 583-1401 (272 amino acids)
Biological process (GO): phospholipid transport
Cellular component (GO): cytoplasm
Molecular function (GO): phosphatidylcholine binding; phosphatidylinositol transfer activity; phosphatidylcholine intramembrane carrier activity
Source: RefSeq, a predicted model, not a curated record